CGAGGAUAAUAAUAGGAGAUGAGGCACGCAAGUUGAGUAGACUAGCGACCUGUCCUGUCUAUGAGGCCUGCCGGCACCAGUAUUGAAUCGAUUCAAGUUGUCUUAGAUUUUGCAUGUGGAGCGUCGCAGUUACUCUUUCAGCGCACUAGUAUAAUAUCUAAGUACGGAUCGCUUAGUAAGCGAUCCAACUCAUCUUUCACCCUUUGCGAUGGCUUCAGACACGUCGCCCAUAUCAGUCUUAUUCGCGCGUGGCAUACUAGCCCGCCUCGCGCUAUGGCCAGCUCUUCGCAUUGCUGUGCACCAAAAUUGGGGAGGUCCGCAAAGCGCACAAAAACAGCGCUGGUUAGCGGGUAUCAUCAUAGAUGAAUUUGAAGCAUGCCUUCCAUCGGCAUCCGCUUCAUUGACGGCUUUCGAUUUGCAUCAGUCAACCCCCAUGCAUCCAUCACACACGCUCCCUGAACCAGACACCGAAUACAUAGAAACGAUGCUGCUCCAGAUCAUGGAUGACGAGUUUGAAGUUGCGCUCGAGGAUGGAAGCGCGUUCGACGUUGCUAGAGAUGUUGUGCGUUUGUGGAACGAUGCGAAAGAGGGAAAGGAUGGAUAUGUCAAGGAUCUGGAGAUGCAAGCGGAUCGGACGAAAGGAAAAAUGCCACAAUAUGAAGUGGAUGCAGGGAGUGCAAGUGAUUGGGAAGAUAGCGAUGGUGAUAACGAGGAUGAAAGUGGAAGCGACAGCGAAGAUUUCGGGAAGGAGGUUGUCCCACAGCUGCUUGACCAUGCAAAGGAAGUACCAGACAUCGACGAGGAUGGCUUUACUACUGUAAAGAGGAGAGGAGGCAGAUAAAAUACCAAAACGUGUAAUCUAAUCAGACAAGAUAUGCAACAUCUAGUCGCUAUCUGAACUAUCAUCACCAUGCUGCUCCUCAUCGGUCGAACUCUCGUCCUCGCUGUCCUCAGGCGCAGCUGUGCGCUUUACAGUUCCUCCGCGCAUUGCAGCCAUCUGACCGGCCAACGUAUCCUCCUCAGGAUCAGAAAUCUCAUCCUCCGCGGUUUGCUCCUCCGCAU
This is a messenger RNA of Suillus fuscotomentosus, 1062 nucleotides long. RefSeq names its product Pre-rRNA-processing protein TSR2-domain-containing protein. Bases 209 to 841 code for a protein of 210 amino acids. The transcript has a single exon. Gene Ontology annotation, cellular component: nucleus. NCBI's taxonomy places the organism in Eukaryota, Fungi, Basidiomycota, Agaricomycetes, Boletales, Suillaceae. Gene Ontology annotation, biological process: maturation of SSU-rRNA from tricistronic rRNA transcript (SSU-rRNA, 5.8S rRNA, LSU-rRNA). The record is from RefSeq and is a predicted model, not a curated record.